Molecule: messenger RNA, 489 nt
Organism: Abrus precatorius (Indian licorice)
Lineage: Eukaryota; Viridiplantae; Streptophyta; Magnoliopsida; Fabales; Fabaceae
Product: auxin-responsive protein SAUR50-like
Exons: 1
Coding region: 1-489 (162 amino acids)
Biological process (GO): response to auxin
Source: RefSeq, a predicted model, not a curated record
AUGGAUUCAAAGAAGUCUAACAAGAUUAGGGAGGUGGUUAAGCUUCAACAGAUGCUCAAGAAGUGGAAGAAACUUGCAAAUGCAAAUGCAAAUGCUUCCAACAAUAGCAGUAAAGGCAUGAAGUUCUUAAAACGAACUCUCUCGUUCACAGAUGUUUCUUCCAAUGACAUCGUUCCAAAAGGGUUUCUCGCUGUUUGCGUUGGUAAAGAGCUAAAGAGAUUCAUUAUUCCCACACAUUACUUGACACACCAAGCUUUUCAGAUGCUGCUGCAACAAGCCGAAGAGGAAUUUGGUUUCCAGCAAGAGGGUGUCCUCAAAAUUCCAUGCCAAGUUUCAGUGUUUCAGAAAAUAUUGAACGUGCUCGAAGACAAAAACGAAGCCUUGCAAUUGCAUGAGUUUGGGUUCAGCGGAGAGAAGGACAACGUUAUUAGUUGUCACGCAUCAGAUUGUGACGUUACUUCCCCUCAUCAUCCUCAAAUGUGUAGAUAG